Messenger RNA from Lathyrus sativus (Indian pea), 1749 nucleotides. Lineage: Eukaryota; Viridiplantae; Streptophyta; Magnoliopsida; Fabales; Fabaceae. The record is from the annotation of a GenBank genome assembly.
AUGGCUCUGUGUAGUUCUUCUAUAUCUUCACACAACUUCAGUUCGCAAACUGGGGCAAGAAACCUAUCAAAAUUGUCUUCUUUUUCUAUGAAUUCAGAUUCCACUAUUUCGUUAUCGUUUUCUGGGAGUGUUUCCAUGGGUAUGAACUUGAGGUUGAAUCUCACUUCUUCAACUUGUACUGUUAAGCGAAACAACUUUAGGAACCAUGGUUCUCGUUUGAAGGUAGUUUGCAUUGAUUAUCCACGCCCCGAGCUUGAAAAUACCGUUAAUUUCGUUGAAGCUGCUUACUUGUCUUCCACCUUUCGUGCUUCCCCUCGCCCAACUAAACCUUUGAAGGUUGUUAUUGCUGGUGCAGGACUGGCUGGUUUGUCGACUGCAAAAUAUUUGGCAGAUGCUGGUCACAAGCCUAUAUUGCUGGAGGCAAGAGACGUUCUAGGUGGAAAGGUUGCUGCAUGGAAAGAUGAAGAUGGAGACUGGUAUGAGACUGGCCUACAUAUAUUUUUUGGGGCUUACCCUAAUGUGCAGAAUUUAUUUGGAGAACUCGGUAUUAAUGAUCGAUUACAAUGGAAGGAACAUGCUAUGAUCUUUGCUAUGCCAAGCAAGCCUGGACAGUUUAGUCGAUUUGAUUUUCUUGAAGUCCUUCCAUCUCCAUUAAAUGGAAUAUGGGCAAUCUUGAGGAAUAACGAGAUGCUGACCUGGCCAGAGAAAAUCAAAUUUGCAAUUGGACUUCUGCCAGCUAUUCUUGGUGGACAGGCGUAUGUUGAAGCUCAAGAUGGUGUUUCUGUUAAAGAAUGGAUGAGAAAGCAGGGCAUUCCUGAACGGGUAACUGAUGAAGUGUUCAUAGCAAUGUCAAAGGCUCUAAACUUCAUCAACCCUGAUGAACUUUCAAUGCAAUGUAUUUUGAUUGCAUUAAACCGAUUUCUUCAGGAGAAGCAUGGUUCUAAGAUGGCCUUUUUGGACGGCAAUCCCCCGGAAAGACUUUGUAUGCCAAUUGUUGAUCAUAUUCAGUCAUUGGGUGGUGAAGUCCAUCUUAAUUCACGCAUUAAAUCAAUUGAGCUAAACGAUGACAGUACAGUGAAGAGCUUUUUACUAACUAAUGGGAAAGUGAUUGAAGGGGAUGCUUAUGUGAGUGCAGCACCAGUGGAUAUUCUGAAGCUUCUUCUGCCUGAGAACUGGAAAGGGGUACCUUAUUUCCAGAGAUUGGAGAAAUUAGUCGGAGUUCCAGUCAUAAAUGUUCACAUAUGGUUUGACAGAAAACUGAAGAACACAUAUGAUCACCUUCUCUUUAGCAGAAGCCCCCUUCUGAGUGUAUAUGCUGACAUGUCAGUAACUUGUAAGGAAUAUUAUAACCCAAACCAGUCUAUGUUGGAGCUAGUUUUUGCACCAGCCGAAGAAUGGAUUUCACGCAGUGAUGAAGAUAUUAUUGGGGCUACAAUGUCUGAACUUGCCAAACUCUUCCCUGAUGAAAUUUCUGCGGACCAAAGCAAAGCAAAAAUCAUCAAGUACCACAUUGUUAAAACACCAAGGUCGGUUUACAAAACUGUUCCGAAUUGUGAGCCUUGCCGUCCCAUACAAAGAUCUCCUAUAGAAGGUUUCUAUUUAUCAGGAGAUUACACAAAACAAAAAUAUUUAGCUUCCAUGGAAGGUGCUGUUCUUUCUGGGAAGCUUUGUGCACAGGCUAUUGUACAGGAUUCCGAGCUACUUACUGCUCGGAGCCAGAAAAGAAUAGCUCAAGCAAGUAGUGUUUAA